This is a messenger RNA of Dioscorea cayenensis subsp. rotundata (Guinea yam), 969 nucleotides long. RefSeq names its product ethylene-responsive transcription factor ERF022-like. Lineage: Eukaryota; Viridiplantae; Streptophyta; Magnoliopsida; Dioscoreales; Dioscoreaceae. The record is from RefSeq and is a predicted model, not a curated record. Gene Ontology annotation, biological process: regulation of DNA-templated transcription. Gene Ontology annotation, molecular function: DNA-binding transcription factor activity; DNA binding.
AGGAAAAGAAGUAAGGAAGUCAUUAUAUAUGGAAAAAUCAGUGAGUUAUAGAGGAGUAAGAAAGAGGAAGUGGGGGAAAUGGGUUUCAGAGAUAAGAGAACCAGGAAAGAAGACAAGGAUAUGGUUAGGGAGCUUCCAGUCGCCGGAAAUGGCAGCGGCGGCUUACGACGUGGCGUGUUAUAAGUUGAGAGGUAAAGAAGGGCUGCUAAAUUUCCCGGAGUUAGUGAAUGAGUUUCCUAGACCGAGAAGUGAGGAAGCGGAGGAGAUAAGAGUGGCGGCGGUGGAGGCGGCGGGGAUGGUUGGGAGGUGGCCGGAGAUGGUGAGGAGAGGGAGUGGUAUUGCCGGCUUUGAAGAGGUUGAGUCAAAGGGCUUGGGUCUGAGGAACUUGGGCUUGAUUCACCCGAAGAUGUGGGCGGAGCUCGCCGAGGCUCUGUUGCUUGCGCCGCCUGUCGUGGAGGUGGAGAUGGGGUGGCUGAUUUUGAUGAUGUUGAGUAUGAUCAAUGUCUUUGGGCUUGGGGCUCUUAAUUUUUAUUAAUAUAUAUAUAUAUAUAUAUAUUUUUUAUUUAGAAAAUGGACAAGCCACACCCCGAGAUCAGGGUGCGAUAAUCUCAACAUACUUGAAACCCUCACCUUGCACGAAGGCUUAGAAUUAGUUCUUGGGUUUUUGGACUAAGGUUCUUGUUUAGUCCAAAUAAAAAAUUAUUAUUAUUAGUAGUAUUAUUAGUAUUGUUAUUAUUGAAAAAAUUGAUUAAUAAUUUGGGUAGAUAUAUAUUUUAUAUUUCUGUUUGUUUACAGACGUACAUGCUCUGGUUUUUUUCUUGAGGAUGAAUGAGUUGUAGACAAAGGUAGUUAGGGACACGUGAAAUGUACGUGAGUUCUUGAGGUGUUUGUUGGUUUAUCAAAGAUGUAGUACAUUCACUAUGAUGAUAAUGAUAAGAGGUGUUAAAUAGUGUGUUGAUUUAAGCUUCA